Trichoderma aggressivum f. europaeum is the source of this 1050-nucleotide messenger RNA. RefSeq lists its product as uncharacterized. The transcript has a single exon. NCBI's taxonomy places the organism in Eukaryota, Fungi, Ascomycota, Sordariomycetes, Hypocreales, Hypocreaceae. Bases 1 to 1050 code for a protein of 349 amino acids. Gene Ontology annotation, molecular function: oxidoreductase activity, acting on the CH-OH group of donors, NAD or NADP as acceptor. The record is from RefSeq and is a predicted model, not a curated record.
AUGGCUCCUUCAGAGCACACUCUUCUCGUCACUGGCGCUACGGGGUAUGUCGCGGGCCAUGUUAUUCACCAAGCCCUGACCAAAGGCUAUAACGUCCGAGUUUGUGUUCGAUCCGAGUCGGCCAGGGAAAAGAUUCUCGCUACCUUCCCUAAUUACGGCUCACGGUUGUCUUUUGCUCCUGUCAAGGAUAUCACCAGCCCAGAGUUCUUCAAAGACGCGUUUGCAGAUGGUGCUGUAACGGGUGUUAUCCACCUUGCCUCGCCUGUCCAUCUCAGUCCAGAAGAUAACAGACGAGACAUGCUUGAUCCCGCGAUUAACAGCGCAAGGUCGAUUAUUGAGGCGGCCAAGCUGUUUGGGCCCUCCGUGCAGCGUGUCGUGAAUACCUCUUCUAUGGCAGCAUUAUUAGAUGUCUCGAAAGGGCUACGACCCGGUUACACGUAUUCAGAAAAAGACUGGAACCCGAUGACUUACGACGAGGCUGCCGAAGCUGAUCCUGUUUCAGUGUAUUGUGCCAGCAAAGCCCUGGCUGAAAAAGGCAUGUGGGACUUCAUGGAGAGCGGAGACAACAAACCAAACUUCUCGUUUGUUUCUGUGAACCCUUCUAUGAUUUUCGGUCCGGACUUUUAUCCCAUCACGGACCUCAAGGGCCUCAAGGCCUCCGCUGCAAGAGCCUGGGCGCUCGUGGACGCCAAGGAUGUUCCUCCUCCGGAUUUCUGUGGGGUUGUCGACGUGAGGGAUGUCGCAACGGCAUUAUUGAAUGCGUUUGAGAUCCCUGAGGCCGCUGGGCAGCGCUAUCUCCUUGCGAAGCACUUUGAAUGGCAGACUGCUGCGGAUGCUGCUCGUGAGGCGUUGGAAGAACCUGACAAAAAUAGGAUUCCGGCGGGGUCGCCUGGUUCGAUGGACAAUGGAGCGUGGAAAUCUGUGACUUAUGCUGUUGACGGAUCCAAAGCUGUGAGAGAGUUGGGUUUCGAGUAUCGACCGUUGAAGGAUACGAUGGGGGAUACUAUCAAGCAGUUGCUAGAGGUGGAAAGGAAGAUCGGAAAGAAGUAA